CUGUUUUUGGUUGAAGAAGGAACUCAAUCCCUUUGCCGUGCCCAUCUCACCUUCCCUGGAGGGCCCGAUGGAUCACACACUGUUCGGCUGCCUGCGGAGCCCCCACGCCCCGGCGCAGACCCUGCACCCCGCCUUCAGCCAGUCCCCCUUGACUCUCCAUGGACGCUCAGACCACAUCACCUACCCCGACCUGGCCUCUUCAUCCUCCUCCUCGUCUACAUCCUCACCUUCAGCGUGCAUCAUCUCAAGCUACUCGACUGAUGACGGCCUGUUUCCCGGGCAGCCCCCCCACCACCACCACCACCACCGGGCUCACCUGCCCUCCCAGCAGCAUCACCACCCACCUCAGCACCACACGUCUUGGCACAUCCCACAGAUGCCGUCGCCCGGCGGCAGCGCAUGCCACGGCCUCUGCCACCCGCACUCCCUCCCACCUCAUGACAACAGGCCCGCUCCUCCGGACCUGGGCCACCCCGGCGCUCCCAGCAUGUGCGCCAGCACCCCGACGCUGGGCAACGGCAGCCCCCCCACAGGGGCCUCCUGUGUGCCUUCAGACUUUGGCAGACAGACGUUGUCACCUGCUGAAGCUGAGAAGAGGAGCAGCAAAAGGAAAAGUGACAGUUCAGAGUCCCAGGACGGGAAUUACAAGCCAGACGUGAGCAGCAAGCCCAGGAAGGAGCGGACGGCCUUCACCAAGGAGCAGAUCCGAGAGCUGGAGGCCGAGUUCGCCCACCACAACUACCUGACCAGACUGAGGCGCUACGAGAUCGCCGUCAACCUGGACCUCACUGAAAGACAAGUGAAGGUGUGGUUCCAGAACAGGAGGAUGAAGUGGAAGCGAGUGAAGGGAGGCCAGCAGGGAGCAGCUGCUCGAGAGAAAGAACUGGGGAACGUGAAGAAGGGAACACUACUGCCCUCUGAGUUCUCCGGCAUCGCAGCCCUCCACCAUUCGACGGACUCCUUAGCCAAUGAGGACAGUCGUGACAGCGAUCAGAGCUCUGACCACACUCAUUUAUGAUGCCCCCCAUCCCUGACCCCCCACCCCCAGUGCAGGCUCUGCCUCUGGACCUUCCUACAAAGACUAUUGCCUGAUGAGUCACCAUCGUCACAACGUGAUAAACAAGUGAACACGUGCGUUAGACAAGGAGGGGUGUACAUUUUCAGAACUGAACCGUUUGUUCGUUUUAAAAAUGCAACAAAAAACCAGCAAGUUGUUUUCAAAGA
This is a messenger RNA of Nematolebias whitei (Rio pearlfish), 1224 nucleotides long. RefSeq names its product mesenchyme homeobox 2a (gene meox2a). The coding region runs from base 68 to 1018 and encodes 316 amino acids. Gene Ontology annotation, biological process: positive regulation of transcription by RNA polymerase II. The transcript has 3 exons. The record is from RefSeq and is a predicted model, not a curated record. Gene Ontology annotation, cellular component: nucleus. Lineage: Eukaryota; Metazoa; Chordata; Actinopteri; Cyprinodontiformes; Rivulidae. Gene Ontology annotation, molecular function: DNA-binding transcription factor activity, RNA polymerase II-specific; RNA polymerase II cis-regulatory region sequence-specific DNA binding.